Molecule: messenger RNA, 8113 nt
Organism: Mya arenaria
Lineage: Eukaryota; Metazoa; Mollusca; Bivalvia; Myida; Myidae
Exons: 8
Coding region: 67-5460 (1797 amino acids)
Biological process (GO): regulation of transcription by RNA polymerase II
Cellular component (GO): nucleus
Source: RefSeq, a predicted model, not a curated record
CACAUCCAUUAUGGUAGAAUGUUGUGAGAAAUCAUAACCUUAUUCUCAAUUUGUGAAGCUGUAGGAAUGCAAGAUCAAGUCGAACAAUGGCUGGAGUCAUUUUUGUGUUCUGAGUUUACAGGCGUAUUUAGAAAUUUCGGACUUCGAACACUUCAAUCGGUUUGUCACCUCCAAGCUAAUCACCUCCAGUUGAUGUGCAUUCCACAGAAGAGCUGGCCUGUUAUUCUUCACAAUGUGCAGCUUCUAAGACAGUCUCUUGGUGGAUGUCAGGAGUUGCCAUCAUCCUACAACCAGCAAGGCCCCUGUGACAACUUGAUGCAUGUAAAUCAAGGCAUUGAGCAUCCUAACAGAAGCAUGCAGCAUCAGGUAGAGAGAAACACGGACACCGAUGCCAGCUAUCAUGAUGAAGCGGCUUCUAUGAUGAGUUCACAGUCUCCAUACAGACUUUGCCAACAGCAGAACAUCAACAGUGGCUUCCCUCAGCAAGGCUUUUCCUACUCAGCACUAACACCUGGCCCUGGUGGUCAACAGUUUAACAUGGGGUCAAUGGCGGCCACAGGAAAUUCACAGUACCGCUUCCCUGGUCAAGUGCCUGGAUCACCAACAAGGUCACUUUCUUCAGUUCGGAACCCCCAUCCUCAUCUGAGAAGCUCCGUUCAAAAUCCUCAGGAUGUUGCCAACAAUAUCCUCCAUAUGGCAAACUCAUCAUAUCCAACAAACCAUAAUGUGCAAAUUCCAUUAUCCCAGGCAAGGUCGGGACAUUAUAACGUUCAGCAACCUUCAUCGCAGUACGGUUCCAUGCAGCAACAGCAGCAAGAUAGCUGUAGACAAAUGACUGGUGAUUCUGGUCAGUUCACUUACGCCAAUACAUCCCCACACAUGGCGGGUCGGGAGUUUGGCAUGUCCUUGCACAUGCAGCGGGAGGUUGGCAUGUCACCUGUGAGCCCUGCUCCAGGAGGAAUGAUGCACAGUCCACAUUCUCAACGUAGCUCGCACAGUGUCACAGGUGCAAGCCCAUGUUCAAUGCACAGCCCAGGGAUGGGGAAUGUUCAGUCUCCUAUACCGGACAUGGUUCAAGACCAGUGGAGAAUGUCCAUGCAGACACACCAACAAACCAUGGACUCCAUGCAGCAAGGGAUGUUUGGGCACCACACACCAAACCAUGGCCAACAUAGAGCUCAACAGGGCCAUGACGUUGUUCCUUCCCCUCCCACCCAGGGCCAAUAUAGAGCUCACCAAGGUCAUAACAUGGUUCCCUCUCCUACCACACAGGGCCAACAUCGAACUCAACAGGGACAUGACAUGGUGCCAUCCCCUCCCACCCAGGGCCAACUAAGAGCUCACCAGCGCCAUGAAGUUAUUCCCUCCCCUCCCACCCAGGGCCAAUAUAGAGCUCACCAGGGUCAUAACAUGGUUCCCUCACCUACCACACAAGGCCAACAUCGAACUCAACAGGGCCAUAACAUGGUGCCGUCCCCUACCACCCAGGGUCAACAAAGAGCUCACCAGGGCCUUAACAUGAUUGCUUCUCCUCCCUCCCACCAGCUUCAAGUAUCGGUCUCAUCUCCUAGCCAGCCUGUACAGUGUUAUAGCAGAGACGUUGUUAAUCAGUUUGGUGUUGGCUAUGGUCAGUACCCAAGUUCACAGUAUUCAAGCUCACAAUCUCAAGCUCACAUGCAGUUUUCACCAAGUGCAGUGCAUUCUCCAGCUAGCCAGCGAAGCAAUCCUUCACCAUAUUCUCAACAUUGUUCUCCAGUGUAUAACAUUCCCUACCAGAACUGUACAAACAAUAGUCCUACACCAAACAAACCAGCAUGUAUGUCUUCCAAACAGUUGACUCAAGAAUUGUCACAAAAGCCUGCCCCUAAACCAGCCAGCAACCCUGAUGGCCCAUUACAGUCACUACAAAGGUUUUGUCAGAUGCCUGAAAAACAUGUAAAACAGGCUAAAAAGUCUGGGAAAUCUAAAACUCAGACUGCUGGUAAAGCAAGUCCUAGUAAAUCUCCAUCUGGUGCAUAUCUGACAUUUGAUAAACCAUCUGGCAUACAGACAACAAUGCCUGAACAUGAAGCAUCUAACAUGGAUACUUUAAGUGACAAUAAAGCGCUAGAUCAUUUUAAUACAUCACAGGAUAACCCGGAAAAUAUAUUUAAAGAAACCCCUGAAAGUAUGAAAACUACCUCAUCUAGUAAAUCUGCUAUAUGUCAAGGUGUUGAAGCAAGUCCAUCUAAAAAACGUAAGCUAGAAGAUAGUGAAAUGUGUUGUCAGCCAAAAAAGAUGAUUUUAAUGAGAGUAGCUAAAGAUGAUCUUGAACAGUCAAAGUGGAAUUCUGAUCCAGGUCAUAACCCAGAAACCAGGUAUGAGUGUAACAGUGAACAGGCAGUAGACAAUCAUUCUAUACCAUUACAUAAUACAAACACUGACACCAGAAAUGACACCUUUGCAGCAGAUAGUGAGCACAACAUUUCCGAUUGCCAAACAGAUAAAGAGCAAAAUGGAUCUGAAAAAGACACAAAUGUGAUUUAUGAAAAUGAGCACUCUACUGAAGGUGAUACAGAACAAGAGGCUUCUGAUCAAAGUUUAGGUCGAAUUGAUGAUAUUGUUUGUGGAACUAAAAGUGAGGAGAUUGACAGUUUUAAAGGUCACAGUGAAAUGGAAAUGAAUGAAACUUCUGCCUGUACACAGUUAAAUGUGUCCAAAGACAGCGAACUUGUAACUGAAACAUCGAAAUGUACUGGACAGAAUUCUGAUGCUGAUGUUAACAAAUCUGAUUUGCCUAGUCAACUUGUAGAUGAAGGUGAAGAAGUGUUUCAGACAGAAAAGGAAAAUGACAAUAUGGUUCCAUUUUCUAAUUAUGGCAAAAGUGAGGCCAAUGAAGUUACUUGUGAUGAAGUACAGUCCAAACUUAAUAAUUCUGCUGAAACCUUUUCUGAAACUCAUGACAGUAUCUCAAUUUUAAACAUUUGUGAAAAAACAGAGGCUAAAUUGGCUGUUGGCUUAGAAUCAAACAGGGCAUUAAGCAAUAAAAUGAAUACAGUUAGAAGCUCAGUUCGGUUAAGAGUUGGUAGUGCAGGAUCACUCAGUGAAAGUCCAAAUACGAGUGAGUAUGAGUAUGAUCAACUUGGCUGUGAUGAUGUUGAAACAAUUGAUGAUGGUUUCUGUGAACUUGAUCAAGACUGUGUAGUUAAUGGUGGUAAAAGUAAAGAUAUCUCAGACAAUGAUAAUGUAGAUAUUGUUGACUCUGUUGUGAUCUCAAACUGGCAGCCAAAGUCCAAAUUUUCAGCGAAAGGAAGGAGGAGAGCAUUCAGCAGAGAUAAGGAAAAUGUGACAAGCUUGUGUUUUACAAACCGUAGAAAAACAAGAAGUUUGAAUAGGUUUACAGUAGAUCACAGCAUGUGUGAUUCAGAUCAGGAUUCUCUUGGUUACACAAGCCCUUAUGGUGACAUGGUCGACGGGCCUGUGGGGUUGGAUAAUGGGAAUGGAACAGUCACGAUGGUCAGUUCUGGGCGCUCAAGACCAAGAAAAAUGCCAGUCAAGUAUAAGGAUACUUCUUUCUUUCAGGGAGAUUUUGUGUUCAUUGAAGAAGAGGAAGAGUAUUUGACAACUGCAAAACCAAAAAAUAAGGCUGUGAAAAAUAUUACAUUGCCUACAGAUAUGAACCAUAAUGCGAAGAAAAAUGGACAUUUAAAGACUAGCACUAGUAAGAAAAAGGCAAACAGUAAAAGGCAAAGUAGCAAACACAGUGGGGAAUCAAGCUCCAGGAGUAAUUCCCCUUCAAAGUCCAGAAACAACUCACCUGCAAAAUCUAGAAAUUCUUCCCCACCUAAGUCAAGCCAUGUAAAUGAUUCAGUUAAAGUAUUAACAAAAGAAACAAAUAAUGUUUCAAACUUAAAGAAACAGAAAAAGAAAUUGUCUCUCGAGGUGUCUGAUGAUGAGAAAAAUAGUUCAGAUAAAGAGAAAAAUAAAGAAACUAAACCUGAAGUUGUUAAAACUAGUAAAUCAAGCCCUGAAACAAAAAGAGCUUGUGUGAAAGAUUCUGUGAAAACAAGAAAAUUGGCCAAAAAGGAACAAAAUGAGCUUGAAAAGGCCCACAACCAUCCUGCGAAGCCUGCAAGAGAAACAAAAACACAGGACAUAAAUGGAGUAAGACCUAGUCUGUCUCCAGCUGUAAUCAAGCCUUGUGAGGACUCUGAUAAUGAUAAAAAAGCUGACAAAAAUUUAGUGAAAGAAGAGGUAAUGAAAUAUGAAGAAGUAAUUGAAAUAGACUCUGAUUCAAGUGAUGGAAAUGUUGAUAAAAAGGUAGCUAUUAAUGACAUUACAGUAAAAGAUGUAAUUGAUCUUGAUUCUGACGAUUCCAAAAGUGAAACUCAGGAGAGCUGUGAGUUUAAAUUUACUCUUGUAGAGGAAAGUGUGACAGAUCUUCAUCCAAAUAUUCUUGAAUUUGAAGGUGAAGAUGUUAAAAUGAGUUCUAAAAAUUGUGAUAAAAAGAUUAGGGAAGACAGUAAAGUUAUUGAGAUGAAAAAAUCGGAGGAUUAUGAAAACAAAGCAAAAUGUGUUAAAAAUAAACAGCCAAAAGUGAAAAGAAAAUAUACAAAGAAAAAGUCAAACACAUUUGAAGACGAUGAUCCUGAUUUUGAAACCGGUCCAAAGAAACAAAAUUUUAAGUCAAUCAAGGCUCAUGAUGUGGAAUCAAAAAAAAGAAGAGAGAAAAAAGACAAAUGGGCAAACUUUAAAGGACCGAAAAUUGUUGUUGAAGGUAGUAAAGAAACUCCUGAUAAGUGUUUUGUAAUAAAUGAUCCAUUUGAUGAGAUAGACUCAAAGGGUUCCAAAAGGUCUAAGGUGGUAGCUCAAAAUGUAACAAGAAUUGAGAUCUCGCACUUGCCCUCUGAUAAGUCUGUACUCACUCCCAACAGUGACAAUUUGGACAGCGAAAAUUGGGCGUGUGCUCUUUGUGGUAAACACAGCAGUUACAAAUUCCUCGGGGACUUAUUCGGACCUUACACUGUUGAGACUAUGUCAACAGACCUGUUAGAGCUCAGUCCAAAGGUGACCUUGGGAAAUGUGAAGAAACGCAAAUCUGACGACAGCCAGGCGAGCACCAGUAAGUCCAUCCGGAGUGGCCGGCGGUCAGGCAGUGUUGCCAGGGAAACCAGCGAAUGGAAGGAGGUAUGGGUCCAUGAGAGCUGUGCCGUGUACUCAGAUGGUGUCUUUCUGAUUGGACCAAAGAUUUAUGGGCUUCAGGAAGCUGUCAGGAUUUCAAGUCAAACUCCAUGUUCGAAGUGCAAUGAAGAGGGUGCCAUGAUUGGGUGCCUUAACAAAGGCUGCCAGCAGAAAUUUCACCAUGCAUGUGCUCAGGAUUCAGACUGCUAUCUGGACGAGGAAAACUUUUCACUGCUCUGUCCAAAACACAAGAUAAAGAAGUUAAAACAGCUGGAGAGCAGUACCUCCGGGAUUGGCUGAACAUUUACCCCCCUCGCUGUCUUGAGUCAACAUUAUCCUUCUCCACUAAUACCCAGACAUAACUAGCUAGUGCAAAUUAUUGUGAAUAAUUAAGCUGCUGUUGCUGUGUUUGAGGUCGUUAAUCCCGAAAUAGUGCUUCAUAGUGGCUUAUGUGCUAGCAUGUGGUCUUAAUGGUACAUUCACAGAAUUAUGGUGUACACAUAAUGUUGACAGUUUGUAAUUGCAGGGAAACUAUGCUGUGGUUGUUGCAAUAAGAUAAUGACAGAAAUACGAUGAUCUUGCGUGAACAUUUAUAUAUCUAUUUUGAGAUAAGUGUUAACCAGGUGAUCAAACUUAGUAAGGCUUGAGAAAGAAACUCCUCUUGUCUGUGUCUAUAUGGUUGCAGCUGAGCUUUUCAGAAGUCAAGCCAUGCUCAUUGGCUCGUAAAUGGCAGGUACAAUGUUAAGUAUUUUUUGGAAAUGAAGACUGAUUAUUGAAAUUUAUACUUACAAGAAUUACUUGGGUACAGCAUAGUGUUAUACACAUUUUGUCAUGUGUUUAAGAGAGUCAUAAAUACUGAAUAUUGUCUGUUCUUUUUGUACCUUCAAAAACAAUACAGAAGUAAGGAAUAAGUCAGAAACCACUUCCUCUGAGGCAAUAUUCACUCGCAUUCUUGGUAAAAGUUGUGUCUGAUUGUUGGACUGGUUUUAGUAACAGACACACCAACAUUUAGAAAUAUUGCUCAUGUAAGAGCAAUUCUUCACCAAAAAUAAAAUAUGCUGAUUUGAGUCUGAGUGUCAAACAUAGUGAAUAUGGGUACUGUUUUCAAUGACAGGUUCUUAGUUUGAGUUUGUUAAGUUUGUGAUUAAAAAAAAAGAUUACUGGUAGGCUCUAUACUUCAUUUGUAAAUACAAUUUAUGUACAGUAAAACAUGACUUAGUAUAGGCAUUCAUACAUUUACAUGUGAUUUGUCAAUAGUCUGACAUAAUGCUAGUUGGUGUAAUUUGAUGUAAAGUGGGCAUUAGAUACAAAGUAGAAUUCACAUUGCUUUUACCGCUGAACACUGUUGUUAAUUUGUUUCCAAAGUAUACAUUGUGUAAACCAACCUUACUUUGCAAUGUAAUUUUGUGUGCUUGGACUUUUUCUUGAGUGAAAAAAAUGUGUCAAUAAAUUACCACAUAACCAGGGUUUAUUGCAGGAAUAUAUUUUUUUUUGUGCUGGCAUGUAUAUUAUGGAAGCAUUGUACAUGUUAAGUGUUUUGUACAUCAUGUUUCUAUAUCUUAAUUUGAUAAACAACUGUGAUAGAUCAUUCUGUCAAACAAAAGCGGUCCAGAUUUACCUGUUGUGGAAAGAAGCACUAGCCUGCAAGCCAGACACUGGUAAAGUCUCUGACAGGCUUAUUUGAAUUCCAAAUACAAAGCAUGGGUUAGUUAAAAUUUCGAUAGCAAUUCCAUAAUGUAAAAUAUAUGGCUUGUUGAUUUAAGGCUAAUUGGGAUAACUGUUUAUCCUAGGAUGUUUAAUGGUGCCUAUUUGUCUUGUUACAAUUUAAAUAGCAAUAAGCAAUGUAAAAUUUUGGGCUUGAUCUGGAAAUCUCUUCAAUGACUGGUUAACCUAUGAUGCUUUAUUUUGUCAUUUUUAGAAAUAUACAUGUAGGACAUCUUUGGAAUUAUUUUAUUUUUUACGACUUCUAUUAAAAUUUUGUGGUAUAAGUUGAUUUUCAGCUUGACCCGAUGGUAUUAAUAUCUAACUUGAAGGAAACCGUAUGAACAUGUUAACACAUUUUUUGUGAGACUUACUUUUAUCAGAGCCACGAAUUUCCGUUUUCUUUUUCAUUUAUCUCUCGUCGUGACAUUCAGCAAAAGUUGCACUAAUUUUUUAAGACCAUUAUUGAAGUAUUUUGUUAUAUUCUUUACUUGGACACUUGUUUCGGAGAUUUGUACAAAAGUAAGCUGUAUUUAUUCUUUGAAUUGUAAUAAAGCUGUGAUCAGUUGAAAUUUGGUUGUGCCGAAGACACCGUUAUAACUCAUUGUAAAUAGCUUGAAAGUUGUCAUGAUAUAUGUAGAGUGUUAUACAUUUGUGUUACUGUUGCGUUAAUCACUGUUUGCCAUAAUGAUUCAGAAACAGUAUCAAGAAAAGUGUUCAUUAUUAGUUGUUGCUUUUAUACUUAUUACGAAAUGGCUCAUCUUGGUAUUCCAGAAUUUUUUUCAUUCACUUUUUGAAGAUCAAAGAUGUAAAUUGUUUGAGGCAUUGAGUUUCUAUCAAGUGUAACUGCAGGGGAUAGUGUUUAACAUUUACUAAGGUCUUAUUUUAUUAUGGUUUACCUCAUUUUUGUUUUGUAAAGUGUGUUCAUAAUAGUUACUAUGUUAAAUAAAACCUAACGAAUUCAAUAAAUAAAAGGACAUUUGUUCUAAAUGAAUUACAUUAUAGUUUUGAGAACUAACAAAGCUGUGAGCUUAAAACAAAUAAAUAGAUUGUUUUUGUUUGUUUUGGUUGAAAUAUUUCUUCAUACCAUUGAAUGUAUUUCUCUGAUAAUAUUUUACAACUGUAGCAUGUCUACUCGAUAAUUCCUGCAUAGCCCAUAUGUCUAUUUGUAAACAAUGUUUCAUAGAAGCAGUUAUAAAUGCUUGAUUACGUCAACCAUAAAUGCCUUUCUUAUUAAAUAUGAAAACAAUAA